Molecule: messenger RNA, 1827 nt
Organism: Cryptosporidium muris RN66
Lineage: Eukaryota; Apicomplexa; Conoidasida; Eucoccidiorida; Cryptosporidiidae
Product: heat shock protein HslVU, ATPase subunit HslU, putative
Exons: 1
Coding region: 1-1827 (608 amino acids)
Cellular component (GO): HslUV protease complex
Molecular function (GO): ATP hydrolysis activity; peptidase activity; ATP binding
Source: RefSeq, a predicted model, not a curated record
AUGGAACUACGAAGAUUUUUAAAACUGGUAUAUAGUACUCCCUAUAAUAAAUUAAAUAGGGUAUAUCAAAUUCAAAAAUAUAUACUAUUUUCUCUGGAAAUAUAUAGAAUAUUUUCUAAUAAAUAUAACAAUUUUAGUGGUAUUUCAGAUAUAAAAUUAAGAAAUAGAUUUGAACCGCAUAAUUUCACUAUCUCUUUACAAAAUAUAAAUAGUAUAACAUGCUCAGAUGUAUAUAUCGGAGAUACAAGAUCAAAUAAAGCGCAAAGUAAUAAAACUAAAAUAGUAGAUAUAGAAGAAAAUGAGCUAAAAAAAGUUCGAAUAGUUGAUACUUCAAAUAUAACAACUCCAGUCUUAAGACUCUCAAGAAAAUACAACUCUAAACAUAUAAGCCCAAGUGAUAUAGUACAGUAUUUGGAUGAAUAUAUUAUUGGGCAAACAAAGGCUAAAAGAGCAGUGGCUAAUGCUCUAAUUAACAGAUUAAGAAGAAAAAAAAUUAAAGAUGUUUCUUUACGUAGUUCUAUUAUUCCGAAGAAUAUUCUAUUAAUAGGGCCAACGGGUGUAGGCAAGACAGAGAUAGCAAGGAGAUUAUCGCAAUUUGUUGAUGCACCAUUUAUUAAAGUAGAAGCCACAAGAUUUACAGAAGUAGGCUUUCAUGGUAAAGAUGUUGAUAAUAUAAUAAAAGAUUUGGCUGAAAUAUCGUUGAAAAGACAGAAGCUUAAAUUACAAAGUGAAAUGAGAGAGUUUGUGGAAAAAAUUGUUGAAAAGAAACUUUUGGAAGCUAUAUUAAUAUCAUUAUCAAUAUCACCUAGUUCUAUUAGCACAAAUGAAUGGUUUUUUUGGUUACAACACAUUCGUCAUGGAUAUUUAAAUGAUAAAGUUAUCGAUAUUUGUAUUCCUGAUGGUUUACAUUUAAAUAAAUAUAAAUCCAUAUGUAAUCUUAAUGAAUAUAGCAAAGAUAAUAAUGGCAUCUUUAACUUUAAUUUUAGUGAUGAUGUUUAUAAUAUAGAUAGUAAUAAUAUAGAUGAGAAAAGUAGUAUAACUACUAAUUAUUUCACUAAUAGACAUUCAGGUAACUUAAAAUACUCUAACAAUAGUGUGGAAAAUCAAGUUUCAAAUCAUAUAAAGGUAACUGUUGCAGAGGCUCGCAGUAUCUUAAUUCAAAAUGAAAUCAAUUCAAUACUACUUCAAGAUUCAGAAUUUUUAAUGAAAAGAGCAAUAGAAAGUACUGAACAAGAAGGGAUCGUUUUUAUUGAUGAAAUCGAUAAAAUUUGCAUAAAACGAAAUAGCCACUUUAAUGGUCCAGAUGCAUCUUCUGAAGGAGUACAAAGGGAUUUAUUAUCAUUAAUUGAAGGUACAGUAGUAGCAACAAAAAUUGGAGAUGUAAAAACGGAUGAUAUUUUAUUUAUAGCUAGUGGUGCUUUUCAUAAUGUAAAAUCAAGUGAUAUGAUUGCAGAGUUGCAAGGGAGACUACCAAUUAAAGCUGAGUUAGAGGCAUUAGUAUAUACAGAUUAUAUAAGAAUACUAAAAGAACCAAAGUAUAGUUUGUUAAAACAAUAUUCAGCUUUAUUGGAUGCUGAAAAUAUAUAUUUAACAUUUACUGAUGACUCGAUUGAAGAAAUGGCAAGAAUUGCAUUUGAAUUAAAUAGUUAUACAGAAAAUAUUGGAGCAAGAAGACUUCAUAUGAUAGUAGAAGCAGUAACAGAAGAUAUAACAUUCAAUACUGAUAAGUAUCAACUAAAUUCAAUUAUCUUUAUAGAUAAAAGUUAUGUAAUUAAUCAGUUGAAUUCAUUAAUUCUUCGAUAUGACCUACAAAAGUAUAUAUUAUAG